AUGUUGAAGCAGUUUAUGCUUUCUCUUGCCUUCUCCGCGGAAGGCAUUGCUGGCAAGCGUGGCGGGCCGCACACCGGUGGCUCCUACCAAAGCCCGUCGUCCCUUCAUGGUACUACAAAUCAAGCAACAGGAGCGAAGAUGUCCGAGUUGGUUUUUGAGCGCAUGUCUCUUUAUCCGUUGGACAUAGCGUCUGUGAACCUAGCCAAAGAGCUGGAUUUGAGCACUUUUACUGAUGCGGCUGCGCACUUAUUCGCAUACUACGAAAAGAUUGCGCGACCAGCGCAAUUUCGUGUACAUCAUCCACAGGCACGAGAGGAAUUUUUCUCCCUCGAUGCAGGUGGUCGGCGUAGCCAAUUCUUCCAACGAUGGCAACGAUUCGUGACUGCAGGAAUCUUGAACCAGUCUCCGGAAGGCUGGGAUCAUCGUGGCGAGAUGUUCUACCCUGUUUCGGAAACGGCCGUCUGUGCGAAUCCUUUCAGAACAAUAGGUUUAAAAGAGCAGGAGGACGGUCCCGAGAAAGAACGCGAAGAAACUGAAUCACAGGUAUGUUGCAGCAUUGAUUCGCUUUUGCGCGCAGUCUUUGACGAUGGUGUGUCUCAGCCAGGGGCGAUAGUAGAACGAGCAACCAAGAGUGGAGAUGAGAGUGCCAAAGACGAAGAAGCCGUGUGUGCCGCGGUUGCAGAUGCGCCGGAGUAUUAUUCUGGACGAGCGGAAACAGCUUCAGCAAUGAAUUCCACAGCUAACAGCGACGGGAACAAGAAGUCAGGAGGAGAAGGGACCUUGGAUAGAGUUAGAGACUUUUCUACGUAUCGGAGUGCUUUCUUGAACUUCCGGAAACGCAUUAAGCAGCUCACAAAAGUCUAUUUGCGCGACCGCGUUGACAUGUCCGCAUUACGCGUACAGCUACUGGCGGAAGCUUUGCCCGCAGGUGGGGGCGUGCGGUCGCAUGUGCACACAGGCGUUUUGUUGGCGGGACAGUUUUUUUCCGACGCCGGACACGAUGAGCAAGAUGUGGUUCUGAUACUGGAGGAUCCUCGCGCUGCGCAGCCGCCGUUCGGUCGAGCGCAGAACCAGCGUCCUUUAGCAGGACAGGUGAUUCUUUUCCCGCCCUGGGUCCCCCACGGUACUGCAUGGAGUCUGCUGUCUUCACGAUCACGGCGUAAAAAUCAAGGGACCUCCAACUACGAGGAACAAGAGAGAGUUCGUUUUUCUUGGACAUUUCUAGUCUAUGAGGACCAUGCGGACAUGGACUGGGACGCCGACGCCACAUCCGCAAUGUUUCAGAAAGAACAAAAACGCUUGGUUUUCCCUGCUCUUUGAAGACUGAAAUGAGUCAAAUUUUGCUCGACAUUUAUCUUAUCCAGUGGAGCGAUGCGCAUGCGUGUACCUGAAGGGUUAAACUUAAGUAGAAACUUCUUGGGCCAAGAUUUGCUACAUGGUCAUUAUGAUUAGGCCAUGAGGUACUUGAUCUUCAAAUGUUUUACAUAAAACGAUGAACACACACCACACAGCAGUCAGGGUAGCG
Molecule: messenger RNA, 1525 nt
Organism: Amoebophrya sp. A25
Lineage: Eukaryota; Dinophyceae; Syndiniales; Amoebophryaceae
Source: the annotation of a GenBank genome assembly